Drosophila navojoa is the source of this 519-nucleotide messenger RNA. It is a transcript of the gene PGRP-SC2, whose product is annotated as Peptidoglycan recognition protein SC2. The record is from RefSeq and is a predicted model, not a curated record. Gene Ontology annotation, molecular function: N-acetylmuramoyl-L-alanine amidase activity; peptidoglycan binding; zinc ion binding. Lineage: Eukaryota; Metazoa; Arthropoda; Insecta; Diptera; Drosophilidae. Gene Ontology annotation, biological process: peptidoglycan catabolic process; innate immune response.
AUCCAAUCGAGAAUUAUGGCAAGCAAAGCUCUCAUCGCUCUGGCCGUGCUCCUGUGCGCCAACGCCGUCUGCGGCGUGAACAUCAUCAGCAAGUCGCAGUGGGGCGGCCGCUCGCCCAAUGGCAAAUCGACGCUCGCCAACAAGCUGAGCUACGCCGUGAUCCACCACACCGCCGGCAACUACUGCACCACCCGCGCUGCCUGCGAGCAGCAGCUGCGCAACAUCCAGGCCUACCACAUGGACAGCUUGGGUUGGGCGGACAUCGGCUACAACUUCCUGAUCGGCGGCGAUGGCAACGUGUACGAGGGCCGUGGCUGGAACGUGAUGGGCGCCCAUGCCACCAGCUGGAACGCCAAGUCCAUUGGCAUCUCCUUCCUGGGCAACUACAACAACGACAGACUCACCUCGGCCCAGAUCGCGGCGGCCAAGAGCCUGCUGGCCGAUGCCGUCAGCCGUGGCCAGCUCGUUUCCGGCUACACUCUGUACGGCCAUCGCCAGGUCGGCUCCACCGAGUGCCCC